Messenger RNA from Oncorhynchus kisutch (coho salmon), 2996 nucleotides. RefSeq names its product phosphatidylinositol glycan anchor biosynthesis, class S (gene pigs). Gene Ontology annotation, biological process: attachment of GPI anchor to protein. The transcript has 11 exons. The record is from RefSeq and is a predicted model, not a curated record. NCBI's taxonomy places the organism in Eukaryota, Metazoa, Chordata, Actinopteri, Salmoniformes, Salmonidae. Bases 493 to 2166 code for a protein of 557 amino acids. Gene Ontology annotation, cellular component: GPI-anchor transamidase complex.
CUGCAUCCUGGAACGCACCCGAAUCGACCUGCAUCCUGGAACGCAACCACGGUCUGGCAAUGCCACUUAAGCUAGCCAGCUGUGCCACGAGUAGUCGGAGUCUCGCGUUAUUGUCAGUACAGUACAUUUACAUCACGAUAUGAAAUGUUGAUUUUGAACCUUCUGAUCAACUACGAAUAGGUCAGGCGGCGCUCCACUGUCUGAUUCAUAUCGCUUGAUUUCAGAUGAUAGUUGUCGUUUUUAUCGACUGAUUGUAAUUGUAUGGGGUGUGCAGACUCCGGGUAGGCCGUCAUUGUAAAAAGUAAUAAUUUGUUCUUAUUCAACUGACCUGGCUAGGUUAAAGGUUAAAUUAAAGAAGACGGACGAGAAUCUCCCCUAGAUAUUUAAAGCCCGCCUUUUGAUUCGUGAUUGGGUAGGAUGUAGGGGGAAUAGCGAGUUUUCGAUUGGACAGCUGUCCUGCCCUUCUAGCCCUGCCCAGUUGCAUGGACAGAGAUGGCGGCGAUAGAAGUGGAGCGUCACCGAGGGCGUCUGGCGGCCCUGGCCAUAGCAGUGGUGGUGAUCGCUGUGGGAGUUCCCUUGUGGUGGAAGACCACUGAGACAUACAGGGCAUGGCUACCUGUCACCCAGAUCAACCAGCUAGCUCAGCUGCAGCUACAGUUGAGUGUAGAAGUGGAGGUGGUGUUCUCUAGAGGAACUCUGACUGCUGAACACCAGAAGAAGAUUGAUCCCACACACACACGCCUGGAGGAGCACCCUGUGGACGAGACCACAGUGUUGCGUUACAGGUAUGAGACUAGAUACAGGACAGCUACCAUCAUGGAGGAAGAUGCUCUGAACCAGCCCACUGCAGCAGAGACGGAUCAGUCUCUUCAUCUGCUCAGUGAGAGCCCCUGUGGCUCCGUGGUCAUCUAUGUGGUCCCAGAAUCCUCCACACUGCUACCUGAGGGUGUGAGUGUGUACGUGGGUCAGAGGCGGACGGCGCUGUUGCGUGCGGGGAGGCCAAUGAGAGUGGGCGUCGGCCUGAAGGAGGUGCUAGCCCACCUGGAGACCCAGGUACAACAGGUUCUCAAGGUCAUGUCAUUCAGCCACAGUGACAUCACCGCUGCCCUUAGCGACCGCGUCCGCCUCGACUACAGUAGCAGGGAGGGUCUGGCCGACAGCAUGAGAGCCUUCAAGUCCAGCCCAGGUUAUGAAAUAACCUUCAGCCUGUUGAACCCUGACCCUAAGUCUCACCAUCUGCACUGGGACAUAGAGGCAGCAGUCCAAAGUUAUAUCCAGCCUCUCCUGUCGAAGCUGGCCCCGGUGGCCGACUUCAGUCUGGACUCACAGAUCCUCUACUACGCUGUCCUAGGGGUCAACCCACGUUUUGAUCCCUCACUCAACGCCUACACACUCAACGCUGACAGCCUGUCUCACGUCAUUAACCCCGUAGAGGCCAGGCUGGGCUCCAGCGCUGCGUCAUCCAACCCUGUCCUGAACUUCCUGCUGUACGUUCCAGACGCACGUCACUCCCCCCUCUACAUCACCGACCACCGCAAAUACACUGUUGUCUCCAACGCCUUCAGCUCCCCGCGCUGGGGUGGCAUCAUGGUGUAUAAUGUCAAUGGGACAGAGCUUCCUGUUCACAUCAACAUAGACAUGACCAGAGUGAUGGGAGUCUUCCUAGCACAGCUACGGCUGAUGCUGGGUGUCCAGUCGUCAACCCCUCCUCCUGGCUUCCUGGUUGGCCCGUGUGGCCCAGCGGGAUUGGCUGACUGGGAGUUGGAUCGCCUCCUGUGGAGUCGCAGUGUAGAGAACGUUGCCACAGCAACGACAACCAUCACCUCAUUGGCCCAGCUGCUGGACCAGAUAGGAAACAUCGUCAUCAACGACAACAUCGCAGAACAGGUGUCAGCAGCAGUUGCCUCUCUCCAGUUGGCUGUGGGUCAGUUGGAGGCGGGGAACCUGGGCCUGGCCCUGCAGUACAGUAAGGAAGCUAUCCUCCAUUCAGAACGAGCCUUCUUCGACCCCUCCCUCCUCCACCUCCUCUAUUUCCCUGACGAUCAGAAGUUUGCCAUCUACAUCCCUCUCUUCCUGCCCAUGUGUGUCCCCAUCCUGCUCUCACUGCUCAAGAUGGCCGCCGAGGCCCGCCAGAGGCGAAGGGAGAGACAGGACAAGAAGGAGUGAGAUGGAAGUUACUAAGAUGGAGAGAUCGACCGAUGAACGGGCACACGCACAGUUGGUUCACUGAUCAACAAAGUGUUUAAAGGAAACUGUCUGGACUCAGAAAUUAUGUUAAGACCAUUAGAAAUACAUGGGGCCGUAUUGAUCAAACUUCUCACAAUAGGAGUGUUUAUUUAGGAUCAGUUUUGCCUUUCAGAACACAAUGAAUAACAUUACAUGGACAGGGGGACCUGAUCCAAGAUCAACACUCCUCUGAUUAAAUAGACAGGGGGACCUGAUCCUAGAUCAACACUCUUCUGAUUAUAUGGACGGGGGGGGACCUGAUCCUAGAUCCCAAAAAAGUUAUUAACCGGUAAUCAAGAUUUGAAAAUAACGGUUUUGUUCCUGGAACACUAGAGAUCCCUUUCGUUCCCGGUUCUGAUUUCGUUCCUCGGAAAAUGUUUUUCAGUUAUGUUCCCUGAACCGGUUCCAACCUCUGACUGAGAUACUUGAUACAUAUGCGGCCCCUGAAAACCAGGCGUUUGCUGUAGUCUGAAACCACUGGUGGCAGGGGGUUGAUGCCAUCACCGUGGCGAUGUUGAAAUGGUUUUAGUUGUCUUUUAUUUGUCUGAUCUGGAAGCAACAGGUCUGUCUUUCACUGUAGCAACAAGGUUUAGAUGGUUUUAUUUAUGUUGGGAAUGAUGCUUUACUUACGCUCUGUCGAUUAUUGUACGAGACGGACUCGUACGAUCAACUGGGAAUUCAUUGAUUUGGGGAAGGACUUUGUCUAUCUGUUUGUUUGUUUUAUGCUUUGUACAUGUUUAUGACAAUAAAUAAAGAAUCUAAGGCCGGUC